This is a messenger RNA of Humulus lupulus (European hop), 1103 nucleotides long. RefSeq names its product cysteine and histidine-rich domain-containing protein RAR1. Gene Ontology annotation, cellular component: nucleus; cytoplasm. Bases 330 to 884 code for a protein of 184 amino acids. The transcript is spliced from 5 exons. Gene Ontology annotation, biological process: defense response to bacterium; defense response to fungus. Gene Ontology annotation, molecular function: Hsp90 protein binding. Lineage: Eukaryota; Viridiplantae; Streptophyta; Magnoliopsida; Rosales; Cannabaceae. The record is from RefSeq and is a predicted model, not a curated record.
UCCAUUAUUUUUUCGUUCAUUUUCUCUAUUUAUUUACUCAAAUGAUUUCAUGUCUUCAAAGGCUUUUUGUUGGGUCUUUCUCAUAUACCCAAUUCAAAUACACGAUUUCCUUUGUUCUGCUAGCUAUUAAAAUUCUAAUCUAUGUGUGUACUGUAACUUAUUUGUCAUGGCAACACCAAUAUUUUGCUGUUAAAUAUUUUUUUUUUUGGUUAUGCUUCAUUUAUAUUAAAGUUAUCAUAUGUUAUUAUGGCUUUUGCAUGAUGGGGUUUCUACACACUGCGUGGCCUGGGCUUCUACAAUUUGUUUAGGGACCUAUUUUUCAUGAUGGAAUGAAAGAAUGGAACUGCUGCAAGAAGAGAAGUCAUGAUUUUACUUUAUUUUUAGAAAUUCCUGGAUGUAAGACAGGUAAGCACACAACUGAGAAGCCUGUGCUAACAAAGCCAGUGCCUAAACCAAAUAUUUCUAUCUCUCCUUCCACUUCGUCACCAGCAAAUAAUGCAUCAGCAAAAGAAUCCUGCUCUAGAUGCCGGCAAGGGUUUUUCUGCUCAGAUCAUGGUUCACAUGUAAAAGACAUUAAAUCAAAGCCUGAAAAUGCAGACACAGAUUCCCCGACAAAAAUCAUUACAGAUGCUCAGAGUAUUCCUGCUCCUGCAAAGAAGAUUGUUGAUAUAAACCAACCACAAAUCUGUAAAAACAAAGGAUGUGGUCAAAUUUUCAAAGAGAAAGAUAAUCAUGAUACUGCAUGCGGUUACCAUCCAGGGCCUGCUAUUUUCCACGACCGAGUGAGAGGGUGGAAGUGCUGCGACAUUCAUGUUAAGGAAUUCGAUGAGUUCAUGACCAUUCCUCCAUGCACGAAGGGGUGGCACAAUGCUCAAGCAACAUAGUACAAAUAGCAAUUUUCAAGCUGAGGGCCGCUGAAUGCAUCUUCAACCAUUUAUCUUUUUGCUGGACUGAUGCAGCUCGUAUUAUUUAAACUCUUUUGUACUUCUAUUUGAUUUUUUUUAGGACUCAAAUCCCGUGUCGAAAAUCUGUCUCAUUUUAUGUCUAACAAAUAAUAGAAUGACACAUCAUUAAGUAGUUUAACUAUUAAAACUUCUCAUCAA